AUGCCAGUUACUAAAUCUUUAUCUAAGUUACAGAAGAACUUUUCCAAGAAGGGCAAAAACGCCACGAUUCAUCCCAAGGGUAGAAAGUAUGAAAAGCUAGUCAAGGCCACUAUGCGUGAGGAUAAAAUCGCUGUCAAAAAGAAGCUUCAUCAAGACAAGAAAGUUCACGAAUUGGCUCGAGUAAAAUUUAUGCAAGAUAUAGUUAACUCCAAUACAUUCAAAGAGCAACCAAUAUUUGAUCAUGCGCAUACAAGAGAGUUCAUUCAAAGUUUCAUUGAAAGAGAUGAUGUAGAAUUAAACGAAUUGAAAAGAAAAAGAAGGUCAAACAGACCACCAAGCAAUAGACAGGUGCUAUUACAACAAAGGAGAGACCAAGAACUGAAAGAAUUUAAGUCAGGAUUUCUCUGCCCAGAUUUAAGUGAUGCAAAGAACAUGGAAUUUCUAAGAAACUGGAAUGGCACUUUUGGACUUUUGAAUACCUUAAGGUUGAUCCGAAUUAAUGAUGAUGGUGAACAAGUCCUGGGGGGAAAUGAAUAA
This is a messenger RNA of Saccharomyces mikatae IFO 1815, 537 nucleotides long. RefSeq names its product Tma16p (gene TMA16). The coding region runs from base 1 to 537 and encodes 178 amino acids. Gene Ontology annotation, cellular component: nucleus. NCBI's taxonomy places the organism in Eukaryota, Fungi, Ascomycota, Saccharomycetes, Saccharomycetales, Saccharomycetaceae. The record is from RefSeq and is a predicted model, not a curated record. The transcript has a single exon.